This is a messenger RNA of Danio rerio (zebrafish), 3346 nucleotides long. Lineage: Eukaryota; Metazoa; Chordata; Actinopteri; Cypriniformes; Danionidae. The record is from RefSeq and is a predicted model, not a curated record.
AAUGAACCACCAACUUGUGAAUGCUUCAUUAUUAUGUAUUUUGCAGAUAAAUAAACCUGGGUGUCUUUUCGUUUGUCUAGACUCCACCUAUUCCUUCCGCACUGUCACGCAGACGCAAUUUACGCCACAGAGCGCAGAAGGGUUCGCACGCACACUCUCAGUCACAUCCUCACGCACGCAAACACACUCAUUCAGUGACUUGUCCUUUCGGCAAGCUUCUAUUUACAUUACACACUUCCCCAUACACAUAGCGUGCCUGGAUGAACUCUAUAAACGCAAGCUUCCAUUCCCCCUGGGCGCACUGCCAUUAAACAGUGGUUGCUCUUUAUUGGAUCAACACAACAAACAAUCAACAGAUAUAGGCUCCAACCUAUACCGUACCGUUUCUUUUAAUAAUCAUAAUACUAAUACUGAUUAUAUUUCAUUUUAUAAUUCUCAUAUGAUGUACUGUGGUAAUUGCAUCACUGCUAUUCAAUCCUUACUGAAUAAAACCUAAAGAUGAUCAUUACGAGCAGACAGAGCUCGAUAGUAAAUCCUGAUAGCCUGGACUUUGCGUGUCUCCCAGGAUUUAUCGCAGCGAGACAAAUAAGGUCGGGGUUUCGAGGAUUUUCUCGAAAAAAUCCCCUCAAAGCCCACUCGUAUCAGUUUUAUCACACACACAUCCUUGCUUUUCAGCUGUAACGUUAAACGCAGCUCAGCCCUCACGAACGCACACAGAGCAGUCGAGCUAAUCUGCAUUUUUACACACGAGUCACGAUCAGACGCCACGCAGAGUUCAUUGACCUGCACAGUCAUGCAGGCGAAGCACGAACACGACUAUAUCUAAGAACAAUCCUUAAAUAAACACAGUUCUGUAAAUGCGUGGGGUUAGGAAAAGAAUCCAUCUCAUGCGCUCUGAAUGACCGAGCAGUUCAAGAGCGUCCUCCUCAGCUGAGCUCUACGCUGUUUGCGUAAACCAUGCGUAGUCGUUAUGGUGACUACACAACGCUGGAGUUUCACUUUUAAAGCGUGCUUUUCACACGAUCUUACAAAAACGACUCGUAUUUAGCAGUUUCCGUUGCAGAUGGACAUAAUGGAGGAGAUCUCUUGUGAAACAGCUGAUGAAGAAGAAAUGGAGAUACGCAUCCCCUCGUACCCCCUACCCCAGGAAAUACAGCAAAUGGAUCAUACAGAGAAAGCCUGUCGCUACUGCGGUGUGAGUUACUUGAUUCUGCACGAGUUUCAACGUCUGCAGGAGCAUUUGCGGGAAGUUGAGAGAGAGCUGGAGCAGAUGAGAGGAAGUGCAGAAAGAGAAAGAACCCUGAGAAUAGAGCUCCAGGAAGCUCAUAGUCAUCUGGAGGAGCUGAAAGCAUCUGUGCUUCAACAUGAGCAAACCUUGAGGGCCCUUGACCUGCAGCUGUGCGUGGUCACGCGUGAGAUGGAGAGCAUGAGGGUGGAGAAAAAGACAGCCCUUUCAGAGCUGGAGAACGAGCGUGCUUGCCUCCUGCACCUCAGAUCCAAGUCUGUGCAGCAGCAGAGGCUUCUCAGGAAGACUCUGGCUCUGCUGCAGUUUUCUCGAGGGGAGAUGACGACUGUAAAGAACCAGUUAACUCACUUCCUGGAGACUUGGGACAACAGCAAAGCACUGAUACAGCAGAGUUGCAUCAGUGCUGACGCAGAAUGUGCUCAUCUGAAACAGGAAGUGGAUGGGCUUCAGGUGAACCUGAAGACGUUGGAGGUGGAGGUGCCAAAACUAAAGUCAUUCCUGGAACCAGCAAGAGAACAGAUUCUGCAAUUGAAGAACCAAGUCCAGACCCACAAACAACUACAAAACCAAUACCAAGAUGCCUGUUUGCUCAUAAAGGGCCUGGAAGAUGAGAUGAAUUCUUUGAAAUUGGAGCUCCAGAACAGCACACAUGAACAAGAGCAUGCGAAGAAACUCCUGGAGAUAAAGACUGUGGAGAAGGAGGAUCUGCGAGUGUUGUGGAGAGAACAGACAGACGCCAUAGAGAGGUUGUCCCGAGACCUGAGGGAGAAGCAGGAGAGCUGGUUGUCAUCUCAACAGCGAUGCCAGUCCAUGCAGGAGCAGCUGUUGGUGUGGCAGCAGAAAGAGGAGGCAGCGACCCGGAGACUGGAAUGGGCUGAAGGCGAGAUCAAGGACCUGAGAGAAGCCCGAUGCACUUUGCAGCAGCAGAGAGAGGAGCUGCAGAAAACACACAUGGGAGAAUUGGAGAGACUGGAGGAGAGCUUUAGAAGCAGGCUGAAAGCUACAGAAGAGCACAGUUUAAAGAUGGAGGCUUUUCUCCAGCAGAAACAGGCUGAGCAGGAUAAACAGCUGAAACAGCGAGAGACAGAGUUAAGAAGAGAAGCUCAUAUUGAGCUAGACAUUCAAAGACAGAAAAACCUGGAGCUGCUUAACAAAUACCAGAAUGAAAUCCAGCAACAACAAAACAAGAUUCCCGCUGUCAUUCAUUCAGCCACACAGGUGCUCCAAGAGAAAUUGUCGGUGCUGCAGGAGCGUGUUAAAGAGCAAGAGAAGGAGAUGCAACAUAUUCAUGAGAGCUCCUCUCAGAGGCAGCAGCAGUUACUGCAGGAACGCAGGACAGCAGAGGCACAGCUGCAGUACACCUUGCAGGAGCUGCGGCAGAAAACACUAGAGCUGAACAAGGCUCACAGUAACAUACAGCAACUCCAAGAAGAGAGGGUCAUCCUAGAGAAAGAGAAUUCCAUUCUUGAAGAAACAGUAAGGCGUGAGUGUGAAGAGAGGGAAGAACUAACAGCGGCUCUGACCUUGGCCAAGGAACAACUUCAGGGAUUCAAGCACUGCGUAACAAAACCUCAUGAUUCCCAGACACGCACACAACUCUCCAGAUCCUCAGUGGCACACCCGGAUCUCCCUGUCCCAAGACUCAAUCCCAGCCGACCCCAUCCUCAGUCAGGAAACCACAGCUCAUUUUCCACACAGAGAAACAGACAUAGUUUGUCUGGGUUGAGUUCUGAUGAUGUGAGUAAAAGUGCUGCAUCUUGGCAUGGAUCAUCACAACCUGCACCCACCCUCCCCAAAAUCAGCAAAAAGAAAGUCACUUCUAUGAACGACUUGUGCAAAAGCUUUGCCAUGUUGAGAGGCAGACAAGACAAACUCUGAUUCUCUCUAGAAAGACCCUUAAGCCUUGUUCAUCAAUUAAAAAUGUUCAUCAUUGAUCCAAAAUUUACCGAAAUGACCACAUCCAACGUUCAUAAAAUUUUAUAUAAUAAUAUUUUUACCAACUUUCAUUGACUUUUACAUCAGCAUCAGUGAAUUUUCAGAAGUGUAGCCCUGUAAAUGCUGGCAAAAAAUAAAUAUUUACCAAAGUAAAUGGUAAGCAGA